Molecule: messenger RNA, 918 nt
Organism: Acanthocheilonema viteae
Lineage: Eukaryota; Metazoa; Nematoda; Chromadorea; Rhabditida; Onchocercidae
Source: the annotation of a GenBank genome assembly
AUGGCUAUAAGCUAUGCGAAAGCCUUAUCGCCGUACGAGAAUAAAGGUGUUCUAGGAUUACCUGAGAUUGCCGAUGAUCAUCAGGAAUUGAAACGAAAGGUGGAUCAUCUUGCAGAGCUACUUUUGGCUAGUCGUUGUUGUGUGCUGCACACAGGAGCGGGUAUUAGUACUACAGCUGGUAUACCUGAUUUCCGCGGUCCAAAAGGAUUAUGGACUUUGGAGGCACGAAACGAACCAACUGAUAAUGGAAUCAGUUUUGCUGAAGCAUCGCCAACCUACACUCAUUAUGGCAUUAAUGCUCUGGAAAGCAAAAAUAUCGUCAAAUUUGUUAUUACCCAAAAUGUAGACGGUUUGCAUGUUCGCUCAGGAUAUCCAUUGAAUCGUAUUGCCGAACUUCACGGAAAUGUAUUCUUGGAGAAAUGUAUUAGAUGUGGCAGAAAAUAUUAUCGAACUGUACCAGUUGGAAGUAUCGGAUUAAAACCUACCGGGAAACAAUGCGAAGGUACAAACAGUGGACGACCCUGUCGUGGAAUGUUACAUGAUGUUUGUUUAGAUUGGGAAGAUCCAUUACCAGAAGAAGAUCUUCGCUCAGCAAAAGAAUUCUCAAAAAAUGCCGAUCUUAGCAUUUGCUUGGGUACAACACUCCAAAUAACUCCUGCUGGUGAUUUACCGCUUCUGGCCAAGAAAAAUGGUGGUAAAAUGGUCAUCAUUAAUCUUUCAAAGACAAAACACGAUCGAAGAGCUGACCUCAUAAUUAAUGGACAUGUAGAUGAUGUCAUGCGAAUGCUAAUGAUCACAUUGGAUAUCAGUGUUGCACAGAAAUUUAAUCCUGAUUUCGUUGUAUCUCUUUCUAUCCAUCCACUGGAAAGGUUCACUAAAAGUAAGAAACGACGAAGACUGAAGCAGGAGAAGGAAUGA